AUGAAGGCUUCAGCUCUCCUCUCGUCGGCCAUCCUAGCUGCGGUCACACUCGCCGCACCCUCUGUCCGGCCACGCGAUGACUUGGCCACACACGAGGCCCAGUUUGCCAAUCUCACCGCGAGCAUCCAAGCCAAUGUGCUCAAGUCACUAGACGAGCGCGAAGCUAGGUUGAAGCAGGACGGUCAAGAAGCCCCCUGUAAGGCAAGGAACAUUGUUUUCCGUCGCGAGUAUGGCGCCUUGUCAGAGAGCGAGAGGCUUUCGUAUGUCAACGCUGUCAAAUGUCUCCAAAGCCUGCCCCCUCGAACACCAGCCAAUGUCUCCUCUGGCGCUCGAUCUCGGUACGAUGACUUUGUCGUGACCCAUAUCCAGAAGACCUUAACGAUCCACUAUACUGGUAACUUCAUGCCAUGGCAUCGAUGGUUCGUUCACCUCUAUGAGAAGGCCCUGCGUGAGGAAUGUGGCUACACCGGAUUUCAACCUUACUGGGACGGGCCCAAGUAUUCUUCCGCACCUGAAAAGUCGCCCAUUUUCAACGGAGACCCUUACAGUCUCGGUGGAAACGGCGAGUACGUCCCCCACGAUGGGCCCGUCGUCACGCCACGGGAAGGGUCUGGCGACCCAAUCAUCCAACUUCCUGCCGGUCUAGGCGGAGGAUUCGUGAAAACUGGUCCGUUUGCCAACAUGUCGGUCAAUCUUGGUCCGGUCAGUGGUCUUCAGGGUACGGUGGCCGGCCCAGAUGGUGGCCUAGGUUACAACCCUCGCGGCUUGAAGCGAGAUGUUGGCCCGGCUAUGACCUCAAGAUAUAACAACUACACGACGGUGUGGCAAUUGCUCCUCAAGCCCAACAUCUCAGAAUAUAGGCGCUUGAGCGAGGGAGUUCUUUACACUGCUGAGAUUGGUCCCCACGGUGGUGGGCAUUACACAAUGUCAGGAGAUCCAGGUGCGGACCUUUUCACGUCACCUGGCGACCCUGGGUUUUGGGUUCAUCACGGCAUGAUGGACCGCAUGUGGGCUCUUUGGCAAGCGAUUGACCCUGCAACACGUUACACGGAGCUGAGUGGAGGUGAAUACGGCCACCUUACCUGGGCCAACAACCCAGCAUCCGAGAAGGCCCAGCUCACGGACAUGCUCGACUUUGGAUACUCGGGUCCCUCGAUCAAGAUUGCAGAUGUGAUGGACACUUUGUCAGGUCCAUUCUGUUACUUCUACCUCUAG
Molecule: messenger RNA, 1215 nt
Organism: Colletotrichum orchidophilum
Lineage: Eukaryota; Fungi; Ascomycota; Sordariomycetes; Glomerellales; Glomerellaceae
Exons: 7
Coding region: 1-1215 (404 amino acids)
Molecular function (GO): oxidoreductase activity
Source: RefSeq, a predicted model, not a curated record